This is a messenger RNA of Penicillium malachiteum, 4419 nucleotides long. RefSeq lists its product as uncharacterized. Gene Ontology annotation, cellular component: membrane. The record is from RefSeq and is a predicted model, not a curated record. Lineage: Eukaryota; Fungi; Ascomycota; Eurotiomycetes; Eurotiales; Aspergillaceae. Bases 1 to 4242 code for a protein of 1413 amino acids. Gene Ontology annotation, molecular function: metal ion transmembrane transporter activity; protein binding. The transcript has 14 exons. Gene Ontology annotation, biological process: transmembrane transport; metal ion transport.
AUGAUGGGCCGUGGGAUUGGGGCCAAAGCUCCGUUUUCUCUUGUUAUUUUUGGUCAAGUUCUCGGCGCGCAACAUGAAAUCUGGGAGAUUAAAGUGAUCAUGGCAGAUCCUAUGAACGACGCCGCCGAGGAACUUCCCCCUGAUCCGGAGGGAGGCCCUCCUGAAAGCCCUAGCUAUGGCAUGGAAGAAAUCAGGCAAGCAAUCCUCCAAAACAGAGGUGCUGUGGUGGAACAAAUACUGGUCAAAAACCCCGACAUUCGCGAGAUAAGAUUUGAUUUCUCGUUCGAGUCAGAGAACUAUGUCACGACUGGGAUGACCCCUUUAAUAUUUGCCGCCUUUUUGGGCCGAUACACAAUUGCAAAGCUACUCCUCUCUCAGGGGGCUAAUAUGCUGACAAGAACUAAAAGUGGAGGUGUGAAUGCUUUCCUGGCGACUGCUAUGGAAAACUUCUUGGAUGUUGGAAAAUUGAUUCUCGAGGCGGGAGGACCGACUCUUCUGGGCUUGCAGUCCACAGGAAGACGCAACGCCCUUUGCCUUGUAGCGUGGAAGGAUGGAGUCGAGUAUCCUCAAUAUUUACUUGACCACGGAGUCGAUGUUAAGAUCGAGGAUCAGGACGACCAAACGGCACUACAUGCCGCUGCCUUGAGGUUUGAUACUCAAACUCCUGUGAUGGCCGCCGCUUGGUACGGACAUUUUGAAACAUUUCAAUACCUGGUCAACAAAGGCGCGGAUAUGACUAAGCUCGAUGCAAGUGAAAGGACAGUGCUUCAUCUAGCUGUGGAAGGGGGAGAUCUUGGAAUUGUGAAGUUCAUUUUGGAGAAUACCGAUCCGAGCAAGCAGUCUACUCUUCUGGAGACAGAGAAUACUGAUGGGGACACGGCGUUCCUAAGCGCAGCAGACUUCGUUUUUGGCAGCGGAAGCAUUUCUCAAGGAAUGGGACAGGAUGAAAGCACUCCUCUCAUGCUCGCAGCUGAGAACGGAAUGGUUGAUGUCACUCGUUAUUUCAUUGAGAAAGAAGCGGAUACUACAAAGACUGACGCAUUUGGCAAUACGCUUCUACAUUUAGCUGCACACGCUACAAACACCGAUAUUCUGGAGGUCCUGCUGGAGAACACUUCCAAGGAAGAAAAGCAAACUCGCCUAGAGAGACGAAGUAAUAAUGGGGACACUCCCCUCGAAGUGGCAAUCUUUAAUCGCAACGUGGAUGCGAUUACGUUUUUCCUAGACCAAGGGGCACAAGUUGAUGCCCAUGAGAAGCGGUCCGACCUCCUGGAUCACAUCAACGAGGCCGAGGAGACUGGAUUGUCUUUUGCGUCAAGUGGAAAUGUCAAAGUGGUCGAAUACUUUUGUACCAAGGGUGCAAACGUCAACUUCCAGCAGUUAGAAGGAGAAACUGCACUCUUCCGUGCCAUGCGGACUGGGUCAAGGUCUAUUGUGGACUAUCUGAUGACGCAACCAAUUGAUUUCAGACUCACAAACAACCUUGGGAGGAAUGUACUACAUCAUGCUUGUGACUAUGGCUUCCUUGAUGUUGUGGCAAAGGUAACCAACGUCGACAUUGCAAUAAUUUUUCUAUUCCUGGAGUCGGACGCUUACUUUCUGAGUAAUCCUGCCCAAGACAAAGGUCUCAUUUCCUCUCCUGAGGAGAAAGAACUGAUCUCUGUUUGGCUUGAACGAUGGAUUAAAGUCAUGGCGCGGGAGCUUGGUAAGACUCUGACCUUGGAUCGAAGAGGAGUCACAUGGUUACAUGUCGCUGCGCUUGUUGGGAAGGCUAAAAUGGAAGGUAACGUGCUGCUGGACAAUAUGGCUGCCUGGGAGGAUCAUUUAUUGGAAGAAGUGAGCCCAAGAAAUAAAGCGACACCAUUUAGUAUUGCUGUUAAAGAAGGCAACUCUGAUAUGGUGGAGUUGUUCUUGGAUCAUAUUGAUUCUUCCAACCUACUGGGUCUUCUUGUCCGGGUGUCAAAACAGGAAGAAAGUCUGAUCUGGCAGGCUGCAAUCAAUCGCAAGAACUCCACCGAACAGUUACUAUGGAAAAGUUUGUUUAGGAUAAUCAAAAAUGAGGCCGGGUUAUUUGACUUUGCAGCUCCACAUGGAAAGGACCAAGAGCUUCUCAUGGGACUUGCAGCAUGGAGAUACACCACGGGAAUCGAAUACCCUUUCAAUGUCCUCAUGGAUCAUAUGGAAGAAACUUUACCACAGAAGAUAGAGCAUUCCAAGCCGUCGCCGACCUCCUUGCAGUUAAUUGUGCGUCACAAAUUUCCAGUGGCCCUUUGGUGGCUUCUGUCUAGCGGGACCUACUUUGGAGACAGCCACAUUAAAGAGGGCAGAUCAGAAAUGGAGCAGUGGGAUUCUACAUCCAAGCCAGGAGAAAAGAAAUCCAGGAAAUUGAUAAAGAGUCUUUUGGACUAUUCACCUCCUGAACGGCCGCUUUCGAACUUUGAAACUGAACUACUUGAUUUUAGAUUCAGGGAUACAAUCUCCGAUAUGCAGGAGGGUACAGUUGUUGAUCUCACUAUCAGUGACCAAAACAAUAUUACCAUUCAGUUUGCUCAGUCUUCCAUGAAAGACAUCAUCUACGCAAAAGGACCAGAUCAGAUCAUGAGAGAAAACAAGAACUACAGUCUCAAGGACAUAGACAGUGAGCUUUUUGGGAUGCCAUACCUGUUCUGGGGUAGGGAGCCCGGUCUCAGUAAAGAUCAAGAGGAUGGCCUCGAGUUUGAAGUUCUGCCUGAUGAAGAUACCUCCAAAGCACCUAAAUUAACGCUGGUACCAGACGAUGCUGCUCAACCUUUAGAUCGAGAAGGUGAGAAAAAGUCAUUCGAAACGAUCGAUGACGAGGGAUUUCCGUUACCGCCUAGGGAAUCGGCAGCGAUUAUCUCCACAGGGAGGGGAAGUCAUGAUGAGCGGGUCAUUGAUAAGAUGGUCAAGAGUGUUGCAGAAGCUCAGAUUCUGAUGGUGAAUCAACUAUGGCUGUGGACACUCCAUGACGAUCUCAUCAUCACGAGCACGACUCAACAACCAACAGACUUUGACCCAACCUUUCUACAGCGAGCUCUCCGAGUUCUUCGAGACCAGAGUGGAAACUUGACCUUCACAGCCAGACAAGUGGUAGAUUUUAUUCUCCAUACAGCAAGGGAUUUAUUUGACGCCCAAGAAAUUGAGACCCGACUUUCACCUCAAGAGAAGAAGUCGCCAUUGGAAAUAUCCCGAGAAUCUUUGCAAAGCAUUCGCGAUGAGGAAGCAGACCUGUUUACACGAUUCAUGAACUCACUCGGGCCUAACAAGAACAAAACAAGGUCUUUUGAAGAACCUAGUCAAUCAGGAUUAAUAAAGAAGCAAAGUCAAGAGCCUGAGCUACCCCAGAUACCGAUCGCAACGGAUGGGAAUGAAGCACGGGGGAAUGCUGACUUAGGUAGAUCCAUUCUUGGCUUUCACGGUUCUCUCAGAAACCGUUUCAGGAAAUGGAAGAAAAACAUAAGUCAAUCGGCAGGAAAAAAUCGUUAUGAAGACAUCCACCGGGAGAUAGACCUUUUGUACCAGGUCAAAGAUAUUUUGGAUGAACUCAACAUGUUGAAGAACUUAGCACAAGACCAGGAGCACAUCCAUUCAAUUUGGAAAGGCAUUGAACUGGGCAAGAACAAGGAUGCAGGUACAGAGAAGUUGAAUGCCGAAAGGAUGGAUAUCGAAAUGAAGAAUAGAGACAUCGAGAUUGAAUGGAAAGAGUUGGAGGUCGAAAGAAGGGAAAUCGAGAUGAUGCGGAAGGCGAUCAGUGCCAAGGCAUCCGAUCCUGAGGAUGGCGAAUUAGCCGCCAUAAAUCAGAGGGUACAAGAGUUUGACGAAAAGGAGAUUGAGAUCUACAAGAAAGAGAUCAGCGUCAAGAAGAGAGAGCGAGAAAUCCUGAAGACGGAAAUCGGAGUCAGCGACCUCCCACGGAAAUCCGAAUGGAAUCCACCAGUGACUCCAAGGGAGCGAGUGAACGAGAUUCAAAGAAUGAUUGCAGACGCUCAAAGCGUUCAGAACGACAUCACAUCAUUGCUUGAUCUGAAGCAGAAAGAAGCCACUAUCAUCGAGGCCCAGGCGACACGAAGACAAAGUGAUAGUGUGAUGGUUUUCACUGUGGUUACUGUUAUUUUUCUACCGGCCUCUUUCCUUGCGAGUCUCUUUGCGUUGAAUGUUGUCGAAUAUCCCCAUCGUGGGGAUAGCGUUGCUUUCCAGGGGCGGUGGAUCUUCCCCAUAAUUUAACUUCGUUUCGGAACGACUGAGAAGAGAAAGAAAUUAGAGGUUGGUUACCGUGAAUACCAGGAGAUGAUACAGAAAGCGAAGAAGGAUCGAGAUGAGCGACAAGCAGCGGAACGUCAGUCAAGUUUGUCAGAUCCAAAGAGACAAGUCGAUGAAGAAAUGGGAUUGGACACAGAAUGA